AUGAGUAUAGAACUAUCAAUAAAAGACGUAGCAUAUUUAGGUAUACAUAACACAGCAGGGAAAGUAUUUUAUAGUAUGAAUUUUGAUAAGAUAGAUAUAAAAGAUCUCUUAAACAAUAUUGGUAGAGAUGAAAUAGGUGUAUACAAUAAUUAUACAAUGAUGGUUGAUACAAGACAUACAUCAGAGAGUUCAGAUAUUCAAAUUGUUCUUUUAAGUAAAUCAACAUCAAAUGAAUUGUUUGUAAGAAAUGCUAUGGAUAAUUUAAUCAUGGCAUUAGAAAAGUAUAUUAAGAAGUGGAGUUUUAAUAGAAUUGAACUUAAAUAUGAUUUGAUAGUGUUAGUUUGUAAUGAGUUUUUAUAUAAUGGAAUAAUAUUAGAAGAUGAUUAUAAGAAGUUAUUAAAUAGAAUAGAAAAGAGAACAUUUGAGAGUUUAGCUGGUAUUAAAGUCAAUAAAGGAUUAGCUUCAAUGUUAGGUAAAGCAGCUAGAGAUGUAAAAGAUUCUUUUAACAUUUAA
Hepatospora eriocheir is the source of this 513-nucleotide messenger RNA. NCBI's taxonomy places the organism in Eukaryota, Fungi, Microsporidia, Hepatosporidae. The record is from the annotation of a GenBank genome assembly.